AUGGAUUUCCUUUCACAAUCGAUAGUGAAUAGGAUAAUGAAUAUGUUCACGUGUACAUCAUCAUCAGCAUCGGCGAGUCAUUUUCAACUUUCGAAUAAUUUGGAAGAAAUUGGAAAAAUCUAUGAUAUUCAACAGGACCAAUUUAAUCAACAGAUUACACGAGAUGAUCCACCAUACGUUUGGUACACAUCAUAUGCAAUUUGGGGAGCAUUCACAAUAUAUACAAUCGUAACACUCAUAACAUUCUUCUUUAGAAGAAACAAACAACCUGUCAAGGCGAGAUCCUCACUAUUUGUAUUUAUAUUAAUUAUUGCACAUUAUUUUUCCUUUACGAUACUUUCUCUGAGGUUGGCUGUGAAAAGAGAGGCCUUCCCUUGUAUAUUCUAUUUGAGUUUUCAAUUUUAUGGCUUUCCACUGAUAGCCAUUCCAUACCUUGUCUUGUGCAUCAGAUUGUACUAUAUUUCUGAAAUGAACAGAUUACAGGGUGAUAGUUUUAAGAGUCAUUUAGUUUCCAUGGGCGUUGAUCUUUUGGAAACAUCAUCAACAACGGAAAAGAAGCUUGACAAAUCAUCUUCUCAAAUACAUUUGUUGACUGCAAAUUCUUCACUUUCACAGAUAACAACAGAUGCUUCACCAGCAACUGUCUCCACAACAGGUUCAUUCGACCUUGCCCUGGAUAGAAAAAAUUCACAAAACAUUCCACACCUUAAAAGAGAUAGUUCUACAUCGAAGAGUUUUAAGGAGAGAGUGAAAAGUGCUUUGCAUUUAGGUGGAAAUGUUGACAAUACAGCCAAGAGUAAGAAAUGGUCAGAAAAGAGACAAAAGAGAUUGAAGCAAUUGAGAAAAUUGGCUAGAGAGGACUUUACUGCUAAAAUUUUCUUAUUCACUUUCCUCUUGAACAGUAUUAUCUUUUUGGCUUAUUGUGGAGUGUUUUUGAAUAGAUUGACAGGUCAAGAAACUUGGAAUGUGGGUUGUGCUGCUACUAUUCCUGUAUAUGCAGGUUCAAUUUCUCUCAUUCUAUUCUAUGGUAUUUUCAUUCUAUUCUUCUUCUACAAGGUAAUGAGAUAUGCCAAGGAAUCCUUUGGCAUCAAGGCAGAGUUGGUAUCUGUUGUGGUAAUUUGGGCCAUUUUCUUAAUUGGCUUUAUUUUAAUGAGUGUCAUUCCACAAUACCAAGCAGAACCUGAAUAUUACUUUGCAGCUGCAUGGAUGGUUAAUAUUCCUCUCUUCAUUACAAGUAUCAUCAGUGUAUGGAUACCUUUGAUUAGAAGUUUCUUAUGGCAAAACUCUGACGGCAAGAAAAUUGGAAUCAAGAAUAAGAAUAAUUCUGCUGAUAGAAGUGGUAGUAGCAACUUGUUCAGAGAUUUAUCCUCCGAUAUGGAAAAUGAUAGAAUUAGAAAGAUUCUCUACACUGAAGCUGGAUUUCUUACAAAGGAAAAUGCAGAAGAGCAAGAUGAAAGAAUUGUUGAUACUCGUGUCAUUCUCUUUGUCAUGUUUAAUGAGGAGGUUUGUCAGAAAUAUUUCAAAGAAUGGUGCGAAUUGGAGUUUUCAGCAGAGAACUUUUUAUUCUUGUACUUUUCCAAUAAGGUUUUCAACAAUCUUCCAACUCAUACCUUUGAGGAUAUCAGAAAGAAAACACAAAUAUUACACAAACUCAACGAGAGCUUUAUUGUCAAUGGUGCACCAUUCGAGCUCAAUCUUUCAUCCAAUGUAAAGAAGGAGUUUGAUAGAUCUCUUAAGCAACUCAAUCAACUCGUGGAAACCCAUCUCAACAAAAGUGGAGAUCAAGAAAUGACAGAGAAAGGGGAUUCAUCAUGGCAAUCCAGCAACACUGACCUUUUAAAUACCAUCCUUGAUAAUGUAGAAAUAACCUGUUUAAAUUGUGUUCAAGAUACAUGGUCAAGAUUUAUUCUGAGCUCUAACUUUAUUGACAUGGUUAGAGAAUUGAAGAAAUAUGACGAUGAUAUGAAGAAUUUAAAUCUUGUUUAA
Naegleria gruberi is the source of this 1986-nucleotide messenger RNA. RefSeq lists its product as uncharacterized. The coding region runs from base 1 to 1986 and encodes 661 amino acids. NCBI's taxonomy places the organism in Eukaryota, Heterolobosea, Eutetramitea, Acrasida, Naegleriidae. The transcript has a single exon. The record is from RefSeq and is a predicted model, not a curated record.